AUUUUUUACUUGGGUUUCGUUUGCUUUUGUUUUGUUUAACUUCCCCCAACAGAUGAUGAGAUAAUCAUGUAGCCAACCUCGAAUAUCAAAUGCUGGACACCAAACUGAACAGUGAGAGAGAGAGAGAGAGAAAAAGAAAAGAAAAAGAGAGUGUGUGUAACUGUGUAUGUGUGUUUCUCUGUUUUGGGUUAAAGAGGAAAAAGAAAGAGGGACCACUUUUUUAUCCCACUCUGAUCAUUGAUUCCACUUGGGGUUGGGUUUAAUCCAAACUUUGUUGAUGAUGGGUUUUGCUUUGAAAAUGUUACACUCUUGAUGCUUCUUUUCGGCUGUGGGAGGCAGAAAGAACCAGUUUUAGAAAAAGUCCAAUUUCUUUCUUAUCUCAUUCAUGAUUCCCUCACACUCACAUCACAGCUUUGCCAAAAUGACAACUGGGUUUGGUUCAGUUUGUAGUUUGGCAUGAUUAUUUACUCUUUGGUUUGGCUUCAAAAGAGGUGUGCUUUUGAAGGGCUUUAAUGCUUGACAUGUUGUAGAGAAAAUAAACUUGUUCCUGGAACUGGAUCAUUAAGUGGAAAAGUGCAGGAGGGAUUUAAAGAGCUCGAGCCACUUUGUUUUCUUGGCAUGCUGGAUAAUUGGAGCUGUGUUUGUUGAAAUAGGAACUGGGUUUCUUGCAAUUUCACUUCUUACUUGUAUCUGCUUAGCCAAAGCAUUGGUCUUGACUUGGGCUUGGUUAAUAAUUUGGUUAGUUUUCAGCAACUUUUACUCUCAUUUGGAAUUUUCUCUACAAGGUUUGAUUUUGAUGACUUGUUCUGCUGGAGCUGGGGUUUUUCUCAAGCUUUCAAGGCUCUUUGUAAAGAUGCAUAGGUGGGUUUUGGUUAGGAUGUCUCUAAAUUGCAAGCUCUCCGGCCUUAAUGGUAGAUUACCAAACUGUUCCAAGCUGAAGAAGGCAAAGGAACCUUUACAUGGGCCUAAUUCUGUCAGAAAAUGGAGAAGAAAGCUUCUGUUUUUCUUCUGUCUUUUAGUUUCUGUUGUUCUAGGAAGCAUUGGGUUUCUCUUAAGUUUUAAUCAUGGAACUUUAUGGGGGAAGGAGAAGGCUCCAAACUCUUGUGAAGAAAAAGCUCAAAUCUUGCUACAGCGUUUCAAUCUUAGCAAGAACCAGAUUCAUGCUUUAACUUCCUUAUUAUCUGAAUCAGAUCAGAUGACAUCCCUCCAAUGUACCAAAGAAUUAGGAUCCAAAGUGCAGUUAAGUGAUGGCAUUACCUGUGCUCUUAGUGUAACAUGUUCAGAGAUGCAGCAGCUUCACAAGCAGCAUAGAUGGGUUGCAGACAAUGAUGAACCAAGGGACCAAUGCCCAGUUCAAGAUGAGAACAUCUCCAGGAAGGAUAGCCUGUCAAUGCUAGAUGACAGCCCUGUACCAUUUAUCUCACAAUCUAAAGUUUAUUCAAUUUCAGCUAAUAAUCAGAUUUGUGAAAAGAACAUAUUGCAAUCAGGGGCACUGGUGGAUUGUGUAAAAGAGCAUUGCGAGAGUUUCUGUACAAUUAUAAAAGUAAGUUGGUUGCUCCUUGUUGUAGCUAUAGUAAGCUGCAAGAUGUCUGGUUUGCAUUUACAGUUGUGGAGGAACCAAAAGAAUAAGGUUGGUCAUCAACAGCUGGUGGCUCAGCAGCAACAACAGCAACAGCAGCAGAAGUGGCAACAGCAAGCCCAUACUCCUAAAGGUGCUGGGAAGUGGAGGAAGAUGCUUCUACUAAUUUUUGUCUUGUUUGGAGUUAUUACGUCAAUUUGGUUAUUUUGGUACUUGAACAAAGGAAUCAUUUUGAGGAGGGAGGAAACACUAGCCAACAUGUGUGAUGAACGAGCCCGAAUGUUGCAGGACCAGUUUAAUGUGAGCAUGAACCAUGUUCAUGCCUUGGCUAUUCUAGUCUCCACCUUUCACCAUGGGAAACAUCCUUCUGCCAUUGAUCAGAAAACAUUUGGUGCAUAUACUGAGAGAACAGCUUUUGAGAGACCGCUUACUAGUGGUGUUGCUUAUGCUCUGAAAGUUCCUCACUCAGAGAGGGAGCUGUUUGAGAAGCAGCAUGGAUGGACAAUCAAGAAAAUGGAAACAGAGGACCAAACUUUAGUCCAAGAUUGUAUUCCAGAAAAGUUGGAUCCUGCACCUAUUCAUGAUGAAUAUGCACCUGUGAUAUUUUCUCAGGAAACUGUCUCCCAUAUUGUCUCUAUAGACAUGAUGUCUGGAAAGGAAGAUCGUGAGAACAUCCUGCGAGCAAGAGCAACUGGGAAAGGAGUGCUUACAUCUCCUUUUAAGCUAUUGAAAUCAAAUCACCUUGGUGUGGUACUCACAUUUGCUGUCUACAACACUGACCUCCCUCUGGAUGCUACGGCAGAGCAACGUAUUGAAGCUACUGUGGGGUAUCUGGGUGCUUCUUAUGAUGUCCCAUCACUAGUGGAGAAGCUUCUGCAUCAACUUGCCAGCAAGCAAAUGAUUGUUGUGAAUGUUUAUGAUACAACUAAUGCAUCUGCUCCCAUCAACAUGUAUGGUGAUGAAGUUACUGAUACUGGCCUCUUACAAACAAGCAACCUUGAUUUUGGGGAUCCACAACGGAAGCAUGAGAUGCAUUGCAGGUUUAAGCAGAAACCUCCUUUACCAUGGACGGCGAUAAAUGCAUCAGUUGGACUCCUAGUUAUUACUUUGCUUGUUGGACAUAUCUUUUAUGCAGCCAUAAAUCGAAUUGCAAAAGUGGAGGAGGCUUGUCGUAUAAUGACAAAGCUCAAAGUUCGUGCUGAAGCUGCAGAUGUGGCAAAAACUCAGUUUCUUGCAACUGUUUCCCAUGAGAUCAGGACUCCAAUGAAUGGUGUUUUAGGUAUGCUGCAAAUGCUGAUGGACACUGAUCUUAAUCCAAACCAACUGGAUUAUGCUCAAACUGCUCAUGCUAGUGGAAAAGAUCUCAUAGCACUGAUAAAUGAGGUUCUUGAUCAGGCUAAAAUAGAAUCAGGCAGGCUUGAGCUUGAAGCUGUACCUUUUGAUCUGCGCGCUGUUCUUGAUAAUGUUUUAUCACUUCUCUCAGGCAAAUCUAACAAAAAAGGGAUUGAGUUGGCUGUUUAUGUUUCCAAUCAAGUACCGGAAGUAGUCAUUGGUGACCCUGGACGGUUCAGGCAGAUAAUUACAAAUCUUGUUGGAAAUUCAAUUAAGUUCACUAAUGACGAAGGACAUAUAUUUAUCUCAGUGCAUCUGGCAGAUGAAGUGAGGGGCACACCAGUUAUUAUGGACCAAGUUCUGGGACGAGGCUUGAGUUUAGCUCAUGACAUGUCUGAUGGAACUUAUAAGACAUUGAGUGGGAUUCCUGUGGUUGACAGAUGGAAAAGCUGGAAAUCUUUUAAAAAGUUGGGCAGUACAAUUUCAAUGGAGGAAUCCGAAAUGAUCAAGUUACUAGUAACAGUUGAGGAUACAGGAGUUGGAAUUCCUCUGGAGGCACAAAGCCGUAUUUUCACGCCUUUCAUGCAGGCUGACAGUUCCACUUCUCGAACAUAUGGUGGGACGGGAAUAGGAUUGAGCAUUAGUGAACGUCUGGUGCAUCUCAUGGGUGGGGAGAUAGGGUUUGUGAGUGAACCUGGCAUUGGGAGUACUUUUUCAUUUACUGGAGUUUUCAGGAAAGGAGAAACAAGUUCUCUGGAUACAAAGUGGCAACAGUGUGAUCCUUCUGUUUCAGAGUUCCAAGGAUUGAGAGCAUUGGUAAUUGAUAAAAGCAGCAUCAGAGCUGAGGUUACAAGAUAUCAUCUGCAGAGGUUGGGGAUAACUGCGGAUAUAGCUUUCAGUUUGAAAUUAGCUUGCUCUUAUCUAUCAAGUGCUUGCAAAACAAGUUUAUCAACAAAUUUGUCCAUGGUCCUUAUUGACAAAGAUGUUUGGGAUAAAGAAACCUGUGUCUCAUUCCAUCAGUUUCUCAAAGAUCACAGGCAAAACAGCAGCACUGAAAUUUCUAUAAACCUUCCAAAGAUAUUUCUCUUGACUACCUCCAUUAGCCCUAGAGAACGCUUUGAGAUUAAAUCUGCUGGUUUUGUGGAUAAUGUACUGAUUAAGCCUCUUCGGUUAGGUGUCUUAAUUGCCUGCCUCCAAGAAGCCUUUGCAAGUGGUAAAAAGGGGCAAGUAAGCAGAAAAAAACCAUCUAUACUUGGAAUUUUACUAAGACAAAAGCGAAUUUUGGUGGUGGAUGACAAUGUAGUUAAUAGAAGAGUUGCAGAAGGUGCUCUAUCAAAGUAUGGAGCAAUUGUGACCUGUGUAGAGAGUGGCAAGGCUGCUUUAGCAAUGCUUAAGCCACCCCACAGUUUCGAUGCUUGCUUUAUGGAUCUCCAGAUGCCUGAAAUGGAUGGAUUUGAAGCGACAAGGCAAAUCCGCUGCAUGGAGAGUAAGGUUAAUAAGGAAAUUGUGUCAGGGGAUGCAUCAAUAGAGAUGUUUGGGAAUAAGGCUCAUUGGCACACACCAAUAUUAGCUAUGACAGCGGAUGUGAUUCAGGCUACAAAUGAAGAGUGCAUGAAGUGUGGGAUGGAUGAUUAUGUGUCAAAACCAUUUGAAGAGGAACAACUUUAUUCAGCAGUGGCACAUUUCUUUGAGUCUGGUUGAUGAACUGAACUAACAUGAUUGGUUCUUCAUUACUGGUUUAGCCAAGCGGUUGAUCUGUGUUACAUUCGGGAUUGACCCUCAAUAAAUUAGAGCUAUCUGGCUAAUGACAAGCUUCACUGCUAUGAGCUGGCAGUUAGGCUAAUCCCGACUGCAUUUGCCAUCUUCAUGAACAUGGAAUCUUGGCGUGUGACCAAAGUAACAGGUUUAACAACUAUAUGCAUAUUGGAGGAGAGCAAUCAAAUGUCAGCAGUUUGUCCUAAACCAUUCCACAUUGCCUGAUCACCCUCCAAGGACAAUUUGAGAGAGGCUUUUUCUGUAUAUAUCCACUGUUGCUACUAGUAGGCAUGGCAUACCGUGAUUGGUGGAACAUAAAGCACUCAGGAGGAUUUUUAUAUGUUUGUAAGUAAGUUAGUGCCCCUAUUUUUUAUUUAUUAUGCAUGUCUAUUGAAGUAGGUAGGUUAAGGAUAAAGUAUGAUGAAAUCACCCAAUUUUCAAUCUGUGAGAUGAAUGAUCUAUUACCCUCAUCUUCACAGUAUUUGUAUUAAAUUGUGUAAUUGAAUUGUAAUAUAUAUAUUGGUAUAGUGAAAUAAUAAGUAGCUUAAUUGUGACUGUCGCAA
Quercus lobata is the source of this 5229-nucleotide messenger RNA. RefSeq names its product histidine kinase 2 (gene HK2). The record is from RefSeq and is a predicted model, not a curated record. Gene Ontology annotation, biological process: phosphorylation; phosphorelay signal transduction system. Bases 797 to 4612 code for a protein of 1271 amino acids. Lineage: Eukaryota; Viridiplantae; Streptophyta; Magnoliopsida; Fagales; Fagaceae. Gene Ontology annotation, cellular component: nucleus. Gene Ontology annotation, molecular function: phosphorelay sensor kinase activity. The transcript is spliced from 14 exons.